GUAAACCUGACGAUUAAUAUGCGGGUUGCAGAUAAAUUGGAAUGGAAAAACUAUAUGUUUAAGUUUAAGUUGGAGCAACCAGAGUCUACCAAAGAAAAUGAUAACAAGAAUAGUAUUAGUAGUAGUAGUAGUGGUAGUAGUAGUAGUAGUAUUAGUAAUAGUAAUAGUUCAGUUUCUAAAAUAAAUACAUACCUUAAUUUUUGUAUGAAAAGAAUUAACUUAGAACCUGCUAUUCCAUUCAUCAAACCACACUACUACGAAAUCAGCAACAAGAAGAGAAAUAGAUUAUACCCUAUGAAUAUAAACGAAGAGCAAGAACAAAUCAGAAUUAGAGAAUUACGUAUCGAAGAUUUAGAAAAAUCAGAAUCAAAAUCAAUAUCAGAAUCACUAUCCGACAUACAAUCAGAAGAACAACUAUCAGACACUCAAUCAGAACAAUUAUUUAAUUCAGAUUCAGAUUACCAAUCAACAGACGAAUUUGAUAACGACAAUCCAACAAUGGACGCAAUCAGAACAAAACAAUCAGUCCUCACAUUGCUCAACCAAAUCAGAUGGAAAGCUGGAGACAACAUUGAAGCAUGGAAAUCAAAAGCCAUGUUUAUUCUCUCAUCUUUACCAGAAGGACAAGAUUAUUCGAACUACCUACAAUUCGCGCUAGAUGAAACCGUUCUUAAUUGGUAUGCCGGACUUGCAGAGAAACCAGCAACACUCGAUGAUCUCUCGAUGAGACUUGCCGACCACUAUGGUAUUGCCGCCAUUGACGAAACCAACAAAGCCAAACUAAGGAAACUUAAGCUAACACCUGGAAAGAUCGAUGAAUACAACCAAGAAUUCAACCACCUCGCGUACCUUCUGAAUAACGACUCAGAAAGAACCAAGAUCGAAGCAUACCAAAGAGGACUCGACGAAAGACUUGUGUUCCAACUUGACAUCCUCAAUCCAAGCACACUAUCCACUUGCCAGAAGGAAGCCACCAGACUCGAAUCCAAAGGCCAAUAUCUAACUGUUUCCAAGACCAACGCCAACACUACCAGCUCAACCACGUUCCAGUCAAAGAAACCUAACAGCUUUCGCCAAGCACCAAAGAAAUACGAAGAAUCCAAAUAUUACAAGUCAACAUGGACCACCCAAGAAAAACAAGAAGCAAUUCGCUCCGGCGUUUGUUUCAAAUGUGUUCUGGACACUGACUCUAACAUUGACCAAGCUGAUGCUGUUAAAACCAAAGUGUCCAACCAACCAGUUCAUUCCGAUGAAAGAACCACUGCCGAUGCCGAUACCGAAACUAUAACCGAUGUUAAUUCCGAGACCGAGACCGAUGUCGCCAACACCAUGACCGAUGCCAUGACCGAUACCAUAACCGAUGUUACCACAGCCACGACCGAUGUCACCACAGCCACGACCGAUGUCACCAAUACCAUGACCGAUGUUACUGCCGAUGCCACAACGAAUAACGAACCAGCCGAUGCCACAAUUGACCACGAAUUGGACGAUGAAAAACCAACCAAAAAACCUACGAAAGCCAGCAAGAAGCGAAGCAAUAUUGAAAUACCCAAAGAACUACUGGAGAACAACAUAAUGCCAUUCUCGCUCGAAGAUAAAGAAUUCAUGUGCUUAGUAGAUACCGGUUCCACUCAUAAUAUUAUUGACCCAUCCAUAGUGCAAAACCUUCCACUCAUUCCAAGAUCAACAAUAAUAUAUUCACCAGUGUUAAACCAAUCAAUUGAAUCCAAAAGUAUUGUAAAAAUUCAAAUCGCCAUGAAUCACAAACAACCAAUCAACCUAGAAUGCAUUAUAUCUCCAAUCCACUCCGACUACCAACUAAUCCUAACAGAUGAACCACAUUAA
Molecule: messenger RNA, 1845 nt
Organism: Heterostelium album PN500
Lineage: Eukaryota; Evosea; Eumycetozoa; Acytosteliales; Acytosteliaceae
Product: retropepsin-like aspartic protease
Exons: 6
Biological process (GO): proteolysis
Molecular function (GO): aspartic-type endopeptidase activity
Source: RefSeq, a predicted model, not a curated record